Nestor notabilis (Kea) is the source of this 600-nucleotide messenger RNA. Its product is annotated as killer cell lectin-like receptor subfamily F member 1. NCBI's taxonomy places the organism in Eukaryota, Metazoa, Chordata, Aves, Psittaciformes, Psittacidae. The coding region runs from base 1 to 600 and encodes 199 amino acids. The record is from RefSeq and is a predicted model, not a curated record. The transcript has 5 exons.
AUGGCGCUGGUCCUGGGAAUCCUUGUGCUCGUCCUGCUAAGUGUCAUAGCCAUACUAGCCAAGCAAUUUUUGAAGUGCAGAGCAGGAAAAUCAGAAAGUUUGUCCCAUAUUGGUCUAAAUAGCACUGGCAAUCCCACCUCUUCAGAGAUGACUGUCUCGACAGCGCUCUUGAAAUGGCUCAUGGAGGAACUGUGUGAAGAUGGACAGGGAAGAACAUGCGAGCUGUGUCCUCCUGGGUGGCAAUUGCACAGGGGCAGAUGUUACUACUUCUCUGAGGAGGCUGUAACCUGGGAUGACAGCCAGAAAAACUGUCUGGCCAGGAAAUCCCAGCUUCUUGUUAUUGAAGAUGAAAUUGAGAUGGAAUUUAUAGACAAUAAAGAGAAAGAUACCAAAUAUAUCUGGAUUGGGUUGAAGAUUCCAGAAAUAAACAAACAGCAGAGUUCAACCGAAGAUCCUAAAGAAAACAGGAAAGCUAUAAACAGAAUUGAGACUGACAAGAACUGUGCUGUCUACAGAAGAAAAAACAUGAUCCAAGUAGAUAACUGCCAGACUUUAAAGAAGUGGAUCUGUAAGAAGAAUGCAACUUUGUUGGUGCUUUGA